This is a messenger RNA of Mesoplodon densirostris (Blainville's beaked whale), 1476 nucleotides long. RefSeq names its product tandem C2 domains, nuclear (gene TC2N). Gene Ontology annotation, cellular component: nucleus. The transcript has 11 exons. NCBI's taxonomy places the organism in Eukaryota, Metazoa, Chordata, Mammalia, Artiodactyla, Ziphiidae. The record is from RefSeq and is a predicted model, not a curated record. The coding region runs from base 1 to 1476 and encodes 491 amino acids.
AUGGCAACAGAAUUUAUAAAGAGUUGCUGCAGAGGAUGUUUCUAUGGUGGAACAGAAAAGCACAACUUAUCUGUGGAAAGAGACUUCAAAGAAGCAGUAUCAAAUAGUCAAAAUACUGCUAUCUGUAUACCUCCAUUGACUUCCGUUUCUGUAAAGCCUCAGGUUGGCUGUACUGAGGAUUAUUUACUUUCCAAAUUACCAUCUGAUGGCAAAGAAGUACCAUUUGUGGUGCCCAGGAUUAAGUUAUCUUAUAUUCAGCCCAGGAUGCAAGGAACGCCUUCACAUUUGGAAGAACUUGAAGGAUCUGCCAGAGCAUCUUUUGGAGCUAGAAAGGUAGAACUUUCCAGUUCAUCUCAGCAUGGACACAGCUAUGAUGUAUAUAACCCAUUCUAUAUGUAUCAGCACGUGUCACCUGAUUUGAGUCGGCGCUUUCCUCCUCAUUCAGAAACAGCGAAACGAUAUGGAUCAGUUUGUGACUUAAGGACCAGUAGACUUCCAUUCAAUGCCCCUGGACUAAGCAAGUCUAUGUUUGAUCUUACAAGUUCAUCUCAGCAGUUCAUUCAGAGACAUGAUUCAUUGUCCAGUAUGCCCAGUAGUUCUUCUUCAAGGAAAAAUUCUCAGGGGAGUAACAGAAGCCUGGAUACAAUUACUCUAUCAGGAGAUGAAAGAGAUUUGGGGAGAUUAAAUGUGAAAAUGUUUUAUAAUUCUUCAGUAGAGCAGAUCUGGAUCACAGUUUUACAGUGCAGAGAUUUAAGUUGGCCCUCUAGUUAUGGAGAUAAUCCUACUAUUUCUAUAAAAGGAAUACUAACAUUGCCCAAACCAGUACAUUUCAAAUCUUCAGUCAAGGAAGGCUCUAAUACUAUUGAAUUUAUGGAAACGUUUGUAUUUGCUAUUAAACUCCACAGUCUACAAACUGUAAGACUUGUAUUUAAGAUUCAAACCCAAACUCCUAGGAAGAAAACUAUUGGAGAAUGCUCACUAUCACUCAGAACUCUUAGCACACAGGAAAUGGAUUACUCUUUGGAUAUAUCACCACCUUCAAAAAUUUCUGUUUGCCAUGCAGAACUUGAACUGGGGACUUGUUUUCAAGCGGUAAAUAGCAGAAUUCAGUUACAAAUUCUUGAGGCUCAAUACCUUCCAAGUUCAUCAACACCCCUGACUUGGAGUUUUUUUGUGAAGGUGGCAAUGUUUAGCUCGGGAGAGUUGAUUUAUAAGAAGAAGACACGCUUAUUGAAGGCCUCCAAUGGAAGAGUAAAGUGGGGAGAGACUAUGAUUUUUCCACUUAUACAAAAUGAAAAAGAAAUUAUUUUUCUCAUUAAGCUUUAUAGUCGAAGCUCUGUAGGAAGAAGACACUUUGUGGGGCAGAUUUGGAUAAGUGAAGACAGUAAUAACAUUGAAGCAGCGAACCAGUGGAAAGAGACAGUUACAAAUCCAGAAAAGGUUGUUAUCAAGUGGCACAAAUUAAAUCCGUCUUGA